CAAAAUGUGAAAAUCCUGGCUCCAUUGUCAAAUUGUCAAUCACUCACAAACACUACAUAACGUUCCUCAGAAUUCCACGCCUCUAAGCAAGUAAAGCAACCCAUACGAUUAGUGUAAAUCCCCACCCAAGUCGCUCCCACGUUCUUUUCUUCCCUAGUUUCUCGGUCUUUCGCUAACAAUUUCCCUCAUUAGGUUGGAUUUCAACCUCCCUCGAUCGCAUUCCAGGCAACCAUUUUGGGAUUCAGCUUGAUUUUACGGGUGGUAAGUCCAUCUCGUGGAUGAAAUUUUCAACGUGGGAAUCACAGUGUGCAUGAACUCCCUCUGUUUUUGCUUCAGACUGAAAUAAAGUGAUUCAUGGAUUUGAGUCAAGUCUGCCCUGAAUUAAUACCCACUCUGGUUCGGUGAACAUGGGUGGUUCAUCUAAUUUGGUUUUCAAGAGAAAGAUGUCUCCCUUUUCUGGGUCUUUCUCAGUUUUUGUCGCCUCCAUUUUGCAUACUCUGUUCAGGUUUUUCAGCUCAAUCUUUGUCAGGUUUGACGAAGAACAGAGUUCUUUGGUGAAUGAGUCGUAUUCUUUUAUUGAGCGAGCAGCUAUGCCCCAACAAGUUGAGUCUGAGGUUCCAAAAAGUGAUGAUGAUUCAGAGUACUAUGAUGUUGAAGAUGAAAAGGAGACGCCGGAGCCAAGCUUUGUGUUCAAAUUUGAGUAUCAGACUAAAGCUAUAUUAGAAGCAAUGGAGAAAGUGAAUGCUUAUGGUCAUUCUUCUAUUGUCAACAAAGAGAAUGAGUUGCUGCCUGAGAAACUUAGCAGCAGAAGGUACGCUUUUCAAGCUGAGAAGCAUGUUAGUUUCUUUGAGGAAGAACCAAAAGUUGCAAGCUUUGUUGUCAGAGAAGCAUCUGCUGAUAACUCAAACUGUGGUUCCAUGGUAAUUGAAAACGACUGUGUGAAGCAAUUGGUUACAGAGGCAUGUGUUCAUGAGGAAGAAGAACAAUCAAAAGUUGCAAGCUUUGUUGUUAAAGAAGAAUCCGCUGAUAACUCAAAUUUUGCUUCAAUUGUAGCUGAAGAUGAGGGUGUUCAGAAUUUGAUUACUGAAGAAUGUGUUCGUGGAAAAAUUCAUAUUCCUCAGGAUCCAGAGAAGAAACUAGUUGGGGAAGAGUUUCAUUUGGAUACAGAAGAAAAGUCUCCUGAACAUGAUUCUGUGGAUGAGAAAGUGGCUUCUCACGAAGAUAAGUUUCUGCACAGAAAAGAAUAUGUUGUAGUAGAAUCUUCUUCUGAUUAUUCGAGUUCUCUUUGUUCAAGCCCCGAGCUUUCGAUAUUGGGUCGAUUUAGUGGUGAUGGAUUUUUGUCAGAAACAGAGUUUGGGGAAAGGGUUGAAUUUGGUGCUUUGGAAGAUAUUGAUUUGCAGAGUUUGGAUGUUGGGUAUGAGCCUGAUGGAUUUGAUGAAGAAGAUGAAGAUAUAAUGGAGCAACUCGAAUAGCUAGAAGAGUCAACUAGGAAUGAGGAACAUCAUAAGCUUCGUAACCCAAAAGUGGCCAAACCUGAAGGGUUUACUGCCACAGAUGAAAAGCCUAAUGAGGAUUUACAAAAUUCUGAAAAGGUCAGAAGUCAAGUUUCGGCAGCUAAUGAUUCUGAGGAUCCAAACACAUUGGAGACAUUGUGGGAACAUCAAGAAUUGAUAGAACAGUUGAAAAUGGAGCUUAAGAAAGUCAGAGGUUCUGGUCUGCCUACUAUCUUUGAAGAAUCCGAGUCUCCGAGUAUGGAUGAUUUGAAACCAUGGAAGAUUGAUGAAAAAUACCAUCAUGGAGAUCGAAUGAGUGUUCUUCACAAGUUCUACAAGAGUUACAGAGAACGAAUGCGAAAAUUCGACAUUUUGAGUUACCAGAAGUUAUAUGCAAUAGGAUUUUUGCAGUCCAAGGACACACUAGAAACCUUUUCGAGCUGCAAGUCCUCAACUCCAGCAAUCAAAUCAUUUCUUUUGCAGAACUUUGGGCUAUGCAGACCGAAGAAAAAUUCUGAUUCUGACCCACUGGUUAAGUUCGUUAGAGAAUUGCAUAGUGAAUUGGAAGUAGUAUAUGUUGGACAGUUGUGCCUUUCUUGGGAAUUCCUUCAAUGGCAAUAUGAGAAGGUAUUGGAGCUUUGGGAAUUUGAUGAAUAUGGUUUACGUUCGUAUAAUGAAGUUGCAGAGGAAUUUCAACAGUUUCAAGUGCUCAUGCAAAGAUUUGUUGAGAACGAACGGUUUCAAGGGCCAAGGGUUGAAAAUUAUGUAAGAAAUAGAUGUGUUAUGCGAAAUCUUAUGCAAAUUCCAGUGAUCAGAGAAGACAGUUUGAAGGAAAAAAAGAAAGCCAAGAGAGAAGGUAAAGACAUUGAUGAUGCAAUUGGAUGUGAUAUUCUAGUAGAGAUUUUGCAGGAAUCCAUAAGGACUUUGUGGCGAUUCAUAAGAGCUGAUAAAUCUGCCAAUACAACGGAUGCUUGUCGAAAAAGAUCAAAGUUGGAACUUGAAGAUUCCUUGGAUCCAAAGCUAUUACAGGAAGUUCAAGCAGAUCUUCAAAAGAAAGAGAGGAAGCUUAAAGAGCUGUUGAAGAGUGAGAACUGCAUACUGAAGAGAUUUAAAAAGCACCAGGAGGAAGAAGAGAGCGCAGAACACCUUUACUUUUUUUGUCAAGUUGACAUCAGAUUAGUGUCCAGGGUUCUAAACAUGUCGAGCAUAACAACUGAUCAACUAGUCUGGUGUCACAAUAAGCUAAGCAGGAUACAGGUUGUGAACCGAAGAAUUCGUGUAGAUCCUUCUUUCUUACUAUUUCCAAGUUAGUGAAAUUAGUCUUUUUUGUCUCGGCAGAAAGUCACUUUAGCAUUUCCAAAGCACAUAAUCAUCUUAUUGAGUCCUCAAACAUCAUCAUGGUUCACAGAAAAGAAGACUAUAGGAUCAGAUAAUCAUAGACAUAUCCUUCCAAAGGAAAAUAACUUAAGAAACUGGAAAUAGUGUACUCUGAAGACUAGAGGAUGUCCAUUAGUUGGAUCAUGCAUUAUUCCAAG
Argentina anserina (silverweed cinquefoil) is the source of this 3028-nucleotide messenger RNA. RefSeq lists its product as uncharacterized. NCBI's taxonomy places the organism in Eukaryota, Viridiplantae, Streptophyta, Magnoliopsida, Rosales, Rosaceae. The record is from RefSeq and is a predicted model, not a curated record. The transcript has 5 exons. Bases 408 to 1472 code for a protein of 354 amino acids.